CAUUUGUGCAGGCGGUUUCGCGAACGCCAGUGUUUACUUUCUGUGAAUCAACAUUCAAUCGUGUUCUUGGCAAGAUUGCUUAAAAAGCAGAAUGAGAUAACAAAGUUAAAAACAUAUCAGUGAUGGAUGCAAAUGAUCAUAGUACUCUAAUGAGUGAGGAACAAGUUACUGACAUAAGCAAAAACAGCAACACUAUCAUCAUUGCUAACAACGAGAAAGUAAUCUCUGCAAGAGAUGAAAAGAGUGCCCAAGUCUCAGACAUUUGUCAAGAGUCACUAACACCAGGUUGCAGCAAAGAGGAAGAGAAUGAAAAUAUAGUCUUAGACUCAGACCUUUGUCAGGAGUCACUGAAGCCAGGGUACAGCAAAGAGGAGGAGAAUGAGAAUAGUGCCCUAAACUCAGACCUUUGUCAGGGGCCACUGGAGCCAGGUUAUAGCAAAGAUGAGGAGAAUGAAAACAGUGCCCAAGUCUCAGACCCUUGUCAGGAGUCACUGGAGCCAGGUUACAGCAAAGUGGAGGAGAAGGAAGUACCAAAUGAAAGCUUACAGCAGCUACAAUGUAAUAUGCAAGAAGAGAAUGAAGCAGACCAAAAUGUGACCUUCCCUCAGAGUAAAAGGGAAGGUGAUGAACAAACAGAAGUUUUACAGAAUAAGGCAGCAUGUCAAGUAGAGAGUGAUGACAAGGGAUAUAGUAGUGAUAAAACAGACUUUAGCAAUACACAUGAAAAAGUAAUUGCAAGCAUUAACACUGAUGUGUCACAAGAAGUAUCCAGAGAAUUGUCAGAUACCCAAGACACUAGGCAUUAUGAAAUUGAGGUCUCAGAUGCAAGUGAAGAAAAAUGUGAAGUUGUGGAAGAAAAUGAAAGCUCUGUUGAUCAUCCUACAAUGUUCAGUAGCAAUGAAGAAGAAUUUUCAAUCAAAGAAUCACAAAGCACAGCAAAAAGAGAGAGAAAUGAAGAAGGGGAAAGUGUUAAAGACAGCUCUGACAGCAAAAGCAGGGGGACCCAGACUACACUACAGCUUCUUGAUUCUAGCAUAUUCAGAGAGUUUUCACUAGAUGUUGCAACUAUGCAAGUGGAAAUAGGUUUAAUGACAGUUGACUCACUACAAGAACUAGACCCAGAAAUUGAUGAUUGGCCUUUACUGCUUGUAUCUCAGCUAAGACUUCGUGAUAAUGUGAUUAACACCCUAAAUACAAUGUUAACGGACGUUCUUGAUAAAGGUCGAAGACUGGAAGAAGAUGUUGAUUACUUAAAGCUGAAGAUUCUGGACUUAAAACAGCAGGUCAAAAGGAACAAAAGGAACAAGAAAAUCUUCAGCACGCAAACAACAGAUGAAGAUUUUGCUGCGGCCUGGAGCAAAUGGUAUGCUGGGGGAUAUCAAUAUUACAGCCAAGAAGAAACAAGCAAGAUGUACUCCUCGACUUGGGAGUAUGUCCAGCAACCUACCAUCAGUCCAGCCACGCAAAUAGUGAAUGAGAGUGCCUUACCAUCUGUGGAGGAAGCUGUUCUUGAGGUUCAGGCAGAUGGGAAAAGUGAUGUAUGUAAUAAAUGUUAUUCUGAUGUAAAUAAACACAAGGUGAAUGAUACAGGUGAGGAGGAGGAUGUUGGUAAUCUGAAAACACAUUGUGGGUGUACUCAGAAAACUAAAGACAAAGAGAGAAACACAGCAAAGCACAAGAGGAACAAAGCAAAGAAGCAUGAUAAAAUUUUGGAUAAGAAAAUAGAGAGUGACAUCUUAGGUAACCCAAAAUUAGUAGCCAAUGACUCUAUAAAGGAAUCCUAUGCAGUAGAAAAAAAUAGUCAAACUAGUCUAAAGGAUGAUGAAGAAUAUUGUAAACCAGAUGAGCCUAGACUGAGUGACAAGAAAGAAGCUGCUCAUGGGUGGGAUAAUUCAGGUGAUAUGAGCAUUUUGGAUCAGGUUAAAGCAGCCGCAAAUGAGGCUGUCCAGGGGAGUGGAUAUGUGUUCCAGGAAGAGCUUGGUCUGUACUAUGAUUACAGCACACAGUAUUACUAUAAUGCAGAAACUGGAUUGUAUUAUGAUCCCAAGACUGGCACCUAUUUCUACUACGACCAUGCCUCACAGGCUUAUCAGUUCCACUCUCAAGUAGCUGUUGAUGAAAAGCCAGCAAAGAGGGGAAAACGGAAAGAUGAUGCAGACAGGGAAGAUUCACAGGGCAAAAGGGUCAAGCGGAUAAGAAAGGCAAAAGAAAGAAAUGAGGAGGAGAGAGAAGAAGGGGAAUGUACUGACUCUGGAGAGGAAGAAGAAUUGGAGCAAGAGGAAGAAGAAGAGGAAGAGUUGAAGAAUGAAGAGGCUGCUGAGGAGUGCAUUGAUAGGGAAGAAACUGUACAUGUGCCACCGUCCUUAAGGUUAAUGGUAAUUGAAAGUGCAAGUGAGAGAGUGAAGGUGGGAACACUACAUUUAGUAACCUUAGAUGGAGGCACAGUGGGUAGAGAGGCCAAGAAUUUAGUUCAACUGCCUGAUCUGAACAUUAGCAAGGUACAUGCAGAGAUAAGUUAUCGUUCAGAAGGCCCAGAUGAUCACCAUUACUACCUCAAAGAUCUGGGUAGCAAUAACGGAACUUUUGUGAAUGAUACAAGGUUGAGUGAGCCACGGGAAACUAGCCAAGAAGUAGAGCUUGGCCAUGGAUGGAUGUUGCAGUUUGGUCCUGUCAAGGUGAAAUGCCACAUUCACCCAGGAUUGCUGACCUGCAAUGAGUGUGAACCAGGACUAGUAAAUGCUAAUCACUCUUCACAUGUGCAGCACAAAUGCAAUGCACUAUUAGUGCAGCACAAAUNAAAGGAGAGCGGGGAAACGAGCCUCUUGCGACAUUACAGCCUACUUCAUCAUCUGAGCUUGCAGUGGCUCGAUAAUGACCCUACCUCCCCUGGCCACCUCCCCAAGCCCCCUGCCCACCUGCGGACGCCUUCAGUGACGCGAGCCAGCAAACCGCAGCUAACCUUUUUAAGAAUCGUCCCCAAGAAGCAUUUAAAGAGACCCCAAAGUGGACCUCCUUCCCCGCCGAGACCCAACAGCCGAGGCGGAGAUGCCAGCGGCCCCGGCGGCGUCGAAUGCACUCCGCUGGCUGAGCCGCGACAUCAAAAUGCCGCUAUGAACCUGUUCCCAAUCCUGGCCGCCCGUCAGACCUUGCUCCCGGCCGCUCGCGCUUGUCCUCGAUAA
Messenger RNA from Penaeus vannamei (Pacific white shrimp), 3179 nucleotides. The record is from RefSeq and is a predicted model, not a curated record. Lineage: Eukaryota; Metazoa; Arthropoda; Malacostraca; Decapoda; Penaeidae.